Sinocyclocheilus anshuiensis is the source of this 877-nucleotide messenger RNA. Its product is annotated as eukaryotic translation initiation factor 2-alpha kinase 3-like. The transcript has 6 exons. NCBI's taxonomy places the organism in Eukaryota, Metazoa, Chordata, Actinopteri, Cypriniformes, Cyprinidae. The annotation marks the transcript as partial. Gene Ontology annotation, biological process: eiF2alpha phosphorylation in response to endoplasmic reticulum stress. Gene Ontology annotation, molecular function: eukaryotic translation initiation factor 2alpha kinase activity; ATP binding. The record is from RefSeq and is a predicted model, not a curated record. Gene Ontology annotation, cellular component: cytoplasm; nucleus.
GAAUGUUUCAGGGUCAGCUGUACCUCCAGUCCUUUGUGAGAAUCUCCGAGAAGUUUCCAUCAAAGCCCAAAGCUCUGAAUGGUUGGAGCAGUAACAGUGACAUGAUGCCACCACCUACGGUCAAAUGGAAACCCCUCAUCCAUUCCCCUUCCCGUACUCCAGUCCUGGUGGGCUCUGAGGAGUUUGAUAAAUGUCUGAAUAAUGAUAAAUUCUCUCAUGAGGAGUACAGUAAUGGAGCUUUGUCAAUACUGCAGUACCCGUAUGAUAAUGGCUACUACUUUCCAUACAGUCCUCGUUACCGCAACCGUCGUGAUGAGACAGCAGUGAGUGUUCUGCUGAAGAAAGAUGGAGAGGGGUCACAAGUGAGAAAGAAAGACCCUGUGCUGCUUCUGCCGUGGUGGAAAGAGAUUCUGGGUACCAUCAUCUUCUGCAUCGCUGCCACCACCUACAUUGUCCGCAAGUUCUUCCACCCACCCACAACAUACGUCCGGCAACGAAAGGAGUCUGAGACUCAGUGUCAAACUGACAGCAAGUUUGAACUGGACGUUUCAGAACCCAAAGAAGUUGUUGUCACAGAGACACGUCCCUGUGAAUAUGUCUCUAGGUACUUGACAGACUUUGAGCCAGUGCAGUGUUUGGGACGUGGUGGAUUUGGUGUUGUGUUUGAGGCACGCAACAAAGUGGACGACUGCAACUAUGCCAUCAAGAGGAUACGUCUACCCAACAGGGAAUUGGCCCGUGAGAAGGUCAUGCGAGAGGUGAAAGCUCUAGCUAAGCUGGAACACCCAGGCAUCAUCCGUUACUUUAACGCUUGGCAGGAGAGCCCGCCGCAGGGCUGGCAGGAGGACAUGGACAAAUGCUGGCUCAAAGACGCGAG